Akanthomyces muscarius is the source of this 1785-nucleotide messenger RNA. RefSeq lists its product as uncharacterized. Bases 1 to 1785 code for a protein of 594 amino acids. The record is from RefSeq and is a predicted model, not a curated record. Gene Ontology annotation, molecular function: oxidoreductase activity; FAD binding. NCBI's taxonomy places the organism in Eukaryota, Fungi, Ascomycota, Sordariomycetes, Hypocreales, Cordycipitaceae. The transcript is spliced from 5 exons.
AUGGCGUCGCUUAGCAACACUGCACUUUUGCUCUUGGCCGCCGCGGCUGGCUCGCAGGCGGCGGCAGUCACGCCCGACCACUGGCACCGCGGCGCGUCGUGCAAGGCGUACCCCGGCGCGCAGGGCUGGCCCUCGGCCGAUGCCUGGAGCGGUCUCAACAAGACGGUAAACGGCCAGCUGCUGAAGCCGACGACGCUGCCCGGCGGCGUCUGCCACAAGGGACAGCCCAACUACGACGAGUCGCAGUGCCCCAGCCUCGCCAAGGAGUGGGAGACUUCCGAGUUCCACCUCGCGGACCCCAUCUCCGUCAUGUCCAACGAGUUCACCAACUACACGUGUCUGCCGGACCCCAAUACGCCCUGCAGUGCCGCUGGCUACCCAGCCUACGUGAUCAAGGUGACCUCGUCCGCGGAUGUCAAGGCCGGUGUUGAUUUUGCUCGCAACAACAACGUGCGCCUCAAUGUCAAGUCUAGCGGCCAUGAUUUCCUUGGUCGCUCUAACGCCCCUGGUACUCUGUCUCUCUGGACGCACCAUCUAAGCAGCAUUGAGUACCACCCCGGUCAGUUUAAGCUGGCCUCGGGCCGUACCUUCCAAGGCAACUCUGUCACCUUUGGCAGUGCGUCCAUCAUGUGGGACCUUUACAAAGCCCUUGACCAGUACGGCCAGACUGUGGUGGGCGGCGGCUCCAAGACGGUUAGUGCUGGUGGCUACAUUACUGGAGGUGGCCACUCGAUCCUGUCUCCUCGCUAUGGUCUUGCUGCCGACCAGGUCAUUGAGAUGGAAGUCGUGACUGCCGACGGCAAGAUCCAAAAGGUCAACCAGGACCAGAACCCUGACCUCUUCUGGGCUAUUCGUGGAGGUGGCGGUUCUACCUUUGGCGUCGUGACGAGUUUCACUGUCAAGACUGUCCCAACCCCCAAGAUGACCGUCACGCAAUUCGUUGCCUUUACAGUCCCUGGAUCUCCCAUCCUCAGUGACCUCAUUGGUUAUGUUGGCGCGCAGAGCCCAGCACUAAUGAAUGGUGGCUUGUCUGGUUACAACAUUGUCAGCAGCAACUUCUCAAACCCUGAUCCCGGCUCCGGUCUCCCCGACUACCUGGCCGGAUUUCAAGGUCGGCUGACCACUCUGGACGAUCCCAAUGGCAACGACACCAUUGCCAGGCUGUUCAAGCCCAUCAACGACACCAUCAACCAGCGCUGGCCCGGCAAGGCUGGUUUCUUCAGCAGCAACACCGAGUACAAGUCGUUCCUCGACUUUUUUGCUGCCAACUACGACACCGAGACGGUCGGCGACAACAAGUAUCUCAUCUCGCGACUCUUGAACCAGGAAGCCUUCAACGAUCCCAAGGCUCUGGGUAACGCGCUCCUGUCGGGUACUGGCCCCGGCGGGUUCUCAACUUUCUUCCUGGUUGGUGGCAAAGGUGUUCAAGAGGCCAAGCCUGCUGGUGGUAGCAAUGCUGUCAACUCCCACUGGCGCAGCGCUUACGUUCACACAAUCACCGCCGCUCAGGGCGUUCCAUUUGACAAGGCAGCCACCGACAAGAACCUCAAAGAGCUUGAAGACGCAUGGGCCCCUGUUCGCAAGAUCACACCCUCCUCUGGCGCCUAUAUCAACGAGGCCUCCAUUUUCGAGCCCAACUUUCACGAGAGCUUUUGGGGCACCAACUACCCUCGCCUUGCGCAGAUCAAGCGCAAGGUCGACCCUAACGAUGUAUUUUGGUGCACGCCCUGCGUCGGUAAUGAGCACUGGCACCAGCUUGAGAGUGGGCAACUGUGCAAAGUGUAA